AAAUAUUGUGAAGGAAAUUUUCCGUAAGAAUCUUUAUCCUAAAUAAAUAUGCAUGUUGCACGACGACUUUCACUUCAAUUCACAGUGACACCAUUAAAUCCUUCUUCAUAUAAACACCUUUUGGUGAAGAAUGUCAGAACCACGAACUCCACUACCUUCUUUUUCUUCAUCCGCCAUGGAUCCUUUCGACUUCCUCAAAAUCAAACUUAACCCCGACGGUUCCCUCACCAGAAACUACGUCGUUCCAACGGUUCCUCCUUCCCCGACACCCCCCACUUCCCAACCAUCUCUUUCCCUCGACAUCCCUCUCAAUGCCGCCGCCAACACCUCCCUCCGCCUCUUCCUCCCGCACCCUCCGCCCGCCCAAAAACUCCCCUUCAUCCUCUACUUCCACGGCGGCGGAUUCAUCCUCUACCACCCCUCCUCCGCCAUCUUCCACCAAUCCUGCUCCUCCCUCGCCGCCUCCCUACCAGCCGUCAUCGCCUCCCUCGACUACCGCCUCAGCCCCGAGCACCGUCUCCCGGCCGCCUACGACGACGCCCACGACGCCCUGCUCUGGGCCCAGUCCCAGGCCCGUGACCCAGCCCAGGCCCAUCCCUGGCUCCGCGACCACGUGGACUUCUCCAAGUGCUUCCUCAUGGGAAGCAGCGCCGGGGGAAACAUCGCCUACUUCGCAGCGCUCCGUGCACUCGACCACGAUCUCUCCCCUCUCAAAAUCCUCGGAAUCGUGAUGAACGUUCCCUAUUUCAGUGGGUCCCAGCGCUCCGACUCUGAGCUCCGCCUCGUUAACGAUCAUAUCGUGCCGUUACCCGCUAACGACCUCAUGUGGUCCCUUUCGCUCCCGGAGGGCGCGGAUCGCGACCACGUGUACUGCAAUCCGACGACGGCGGAGGCCGUUCACGGAGACAAAAUCGGACGGCUGCCCGCGUGUUUCAUCAACGGAUACGGUGGAGAUCCUUUGGUGGACAAGCAGAAGGAGUUGGCGAAGAUUUUGGAGACGCGUGGCGUGCGCGUGCAGAAACGUUUCGUGGAGGACGGGUACCACGCUGUGGAGAUCUUUGAUGAAGCUAAGGCCCUCGCCUUGGCCCAAAAUAUUAAGAACUUCGUCCUCUCUUUGACUUCUCAAUCCUCUAUUUGACUCUUUCAUUUCUUCUAUCAUUUUUAUUUCAAAAUGCUAGUUUAAAUGUUACAGAGAGAAUGCCAUAUUUAGGGUUGCUGUGCAUGAAAAAAGUUUGUAAUAAAUGUGAUGAAUGUAAUUGA
Molecule: messenger RNA, 1260 nt
Organism: Vigna radiata var. radiata (mung bean)
Lineage: Eukaryota; Viridiplantae; Streptophyta; Magnoliopsida; Fabales; Fabaceae
Product: probable carboxylesterase 8
Exons: 1
Coding region: 131-1138 (335 amino acids)
Molecular function (GO): hydrolase activity
Source: RefSeq, a predicted model, not a curated record